AUGGCUAAGGCUCCAGCCGAGCCGGCUAAGCCGUCUCCUAAGUCCCCGGACAGCAAGGAGAAGGUCCCGGAGAAGGAUACAACGUGGUUCCUUAUCAACUGCAUCAUGCAGACCGCAAGUGGCAAGCUUGAGAAGAUUGACUUCGAAGGGGUCGCCCAGAAGCUCAAUAUCAAGACUAAGGUGGCAGCGUAG
Molecule: messenger RNA, 192 nt
Organism: Penicillium cataractarum
Lineage: Eukaryota; Fungi; Ascomycota; Eurotiomycetes; Eurotiales; Aspergillaceae
Exons: 2
Coding region: 1-192 (63 amino acids)
Source: RefSeq, a predicted model, not a curated record